Messenger RNA from Anolis sagrei ordinatus, 1703 nucleotides. RefSeq names its product parvalbumin like EF-hand containing (gene PVALEF). Gene Ontology annotation, molecular function: calcium ion binding. Lineage: Eukaryota; Metazoa; Chordata; Lepidosauria; Squamata; Anolidae. The record is from RefSeq and is a predicted model, not a curated record. Gene Ontology annotation, cellular component: cytoplasm.
AAUAGUAAAGCUGAGCAAAGCGACCUGUUCCUAUAAAAGCCAGGGACAUGGUUUAACUUUUCAAAAAAGACUCUUGCCAAGACUUGAGCUGAGGAAAACUGUGGCAGUAACCACAACAUGGCGGACGACUUCAGCUGCCAGGUCAAGAAGAUGGCCUUGGCCAUGGGGACAUCCCUGUCAGACAAGGAUAUUGAUAUGCUUCCUUCAGAAAUGAGACAUCAUGGUUCCUUCAACUAUGCAAAAUUCUUUGAGUAUAUGCAAAAGUUUCUGGCAUCAAGUGAACGGGAGCAGAACUUGCGAAAGGCCUUUCAGAUGCUUGACAAGGAUGGCAGUGGGUUCAUUGAGUGGAAUGAAAUCAAAUACAUAUUAUCCACAGUCCCCAGCAACAUGCCAGUGAGGCCCCUAUCAGAUGAAGAGGCUGAAGCCGUGAUCCAAGCAGCUGACACAGAUGGUGAUGGGAGGAUUGAUUUUCAAGAGUUUUCCGAUAUGAUCACAAAAGAGAAGAUGCCCAAGAAAAAAUAGAAGCAAGGACAACGUGCUCUUUCCAACUUCCAUACUCAAGGGUGUUCUACCGGGGCAGGGUGGGAAUUUACGCUUGUCUAUCUGUGCCUCUAAUCUUUUUUGAACGCCCCUCUCAAUUUUGUUUGGUUUUUGGCAGGGGUGAGUGGGAAUCGCAGCUUCCUGCUGAGGCUUGCUGAAGAGAUCUCUGUAGUGUUCAGCGCUAGGGGCUACGCCAAGGAUAGAUAAGUUUGGUUUGGUCUUCAUAAGAAUUUUCCCAAAUUCUCAGAUUCUCAAUAAAGAUUAAGUGGAAGAACUUGUGAUGAAAAUAACUAAAAUAUUGAGUGGGAAAAACAAAACUGUCAAGAUUUGCUUAUCCUGGCAGGUCCCUUAGUAAGUCUUGGAUUUACUCCUGGUGUAUUCAAGGCUCCUCAUCUUUAAUAGUUACAUUGCAGAUAGAUGCAACUUAUUGGGGAUAGCUGCAUCUAUUGAAUUUGAAUGGACACAAAUACUGUUUUGGAUUUGAACUUACCAAUAUGUAUGUGGAUGUUGGUAAAUUGAACAGUAACAAUUUCAGAGUUUAAAAAUAGACGUGGAAGAAAGCAGAAUUGGCAGAUACAGCCAUCCGAAUGUCUUCUGAGACAGAGGGAAUCCAAAUGCAUUAAUGGUAUUUUCUCUUUGACUCUCUGCUCAUUGGAGAGCCCAUCAUUAAAUGUCCAGUCCUUCCUCUUGAAUAUGCUUUCCACCUCCAAUCCAUUCCCUGAACUAAGAGUUAAUCUGGCCUAGCAAAUACUACUACACUGGAGGAUUCCCAUUAUGAUAACAGAGUGAGAACACAUUUCAAUACUCUGGGGAUUGUUAUUGUCCAAGUCCUUGUUGAAAAGUAAACCUCUGUCCUUUCAACUUAGUGGCAGCCUAUGCUUUCCUUAUAUCUUGCACACAAAUUCUGUCUGUUAGCAGGGAGAUUUAUCUGGCUGCACCACAUUCAAGAGACAAAGUUUGUUAGAGAGAAUGUGGAAGCAAAUUGUGUGUACCAGAACUUACCCCUGAUCCACUUCAUCACCAAUACCACAUUAGCUUUCCAUCUCUUUCCUAGCCCAUUCCCCAUGAGUAGGGGAAUAGGCUUUAUGCUACCAACCAAAAUAAAAUGCUACUCUGGUCAUGUCCUGUUCUGAGGAAAAUAAAGCCCUUCUGUUUUACUGUCA